Molecule: messenger RNA, 996 nt
Organism: Phlebotomus papatasi
Lineage: Eukaryota; Metazoa; Arthropoda; Insecta; Diptera; Psychodidae
Exons: 2
Coding region: 1-996 (331 amino acids)
Molecular function (GO): catalytic activity
Source: RefSeq, a predicted model, not a curated record
AUGGGUGUUCCAACUCUGAUGCGAAGCUGGGUGUUUGAUGAGGAGAGUUGUAAAGAUGUUCAGGAUACUCUGUGUCCUCAAGUCUCCCAGAACUCAGCGCCGCAAGGCAGGGGCGUAAAUAAUUCUGAGCAACCCACCGUCGGGAUAAAUGGGGAAUAUUCCGGCAGUGGUCAAACUAAUUCCCCAUCUACACCUACUGUGAAUGUUGCAGCUGACACAGUUAGGAAUAAAAUAAGCUGCAUUCAAGCUAAUUUGCACCACUGCCGCGCAGCCAUGUCAUGCAUGGAUGAGAAGCUGGCGGUGGUGCAAGCUUGUAUCGGACUGUUUCAAGAACCUUGGACGGUUCUAAAUAAAGUUAAAGGGGUUGAUAUUAGACGCGGAAAUCUGUAUUUCAGCAGCCGUGGGAAUAACAAGGUCAGGGCAUGUGUUUAUGUCUCUAAAGACAUCAAUGCUAUGUUCCUUUCUCAAUACUCCACUGGAGACCUAGUGGCUGUGAAGGUAGAGACUGCUCUUGGAAGACGGGAGCUGGUCUUAGCCUCGGCUUAUUUGCCAUAUGACGCAACUGAUCCGCCUCCGUCUCGUGAGUUAGCGGAUUUGGUUGCGGCGUGUGAGAGGAACUCAUGGGAGCUUCUCGUGGGGGCUGAUGCUAAUGCUCAUCACAUAGCAUGGGGUAGCAUUGGCGUCAAUGCACGUGGGGAGUCUCUCCUGGGAUUUAUCUGCACGAAUCAACUCGAAAUUAUAAAUGUUGGUGACAAUUCCACUUAUGUCGACAGAUGUAGGAAAGAGGUCAUUGACAUUACACUCGGUACAAGACUCGCGGCUGAGCUAACUACUGGUUGGCACGUGUCGGAUUGUCUGACUAUGUCUGAUCAUAGGAGGAUUUAUUUCGACAUUUCAGCCCCAACUAACAGUCCGAAAUCAUUCCGUAAUCCUCGGAAAACGAACUGGUUGGUAUUUAAUCAGUCCCCUCCUGAGGAUUGGCGAGGAGAUGGGUAA